CAAGUACUGAGUUUUUGGCGCCAAGGCUCCAAGCGUCUCCAUCAACUCCAUUCCUCCAUUAAAUUCACAACGUUCGGAUAAUGUGGGCCUGACCCGACCUCGUACCAGCGAAGAGAUGAUUACCAUUUGGAUCUCCCAUUGUAUCUUUCCGAAUUUUCUCACUGGUUCAAAGUGUCCUUGAUUGAUUUUGAACGAUCUAUUCUAGCGCAAAUAAAUAGCGUGACAAGCAUGUUUAAAUAGGUUGUCGAUCAACUAACUCCAUCCUCCAGAGGUGUCAACUCCAACCAAUUAUCAGCCCAUCCAGCUUGAACAUAUGCCAAUUCAGUUUGAAGCCCCCUGAAAGACAAUCGUGUCGUUCCAUCGUGACUUGCAAUACUCCACAUUAAUUACCUCUCGCAACCUCACGCUUAAUAUUUAUCGAGCACCGAAUCUCAAGACAUAACACAGUUAAGAACAAGAAAACAGACUCCUCUUUGAAGAACCAAGACGGCAUACAGAGUUUAGGACGAACCCUGCGGAAAUUCAUUUGCAUCAUCAUCAUCCAAUCCGCCGAUUCAGUUCCUCCCCUCGAGAGCUGCGACAAUCCAUUGUCGUCACAAGGUAUUCCGGAAGAAACAUCCACAUCAAGAUCAGACGCAAACGUAGAUUUUCAAUCAUUUGGAGGAGGACUUCGCCGUCUCCGCCUGCUUUGUCGAACAAGUUGAUAAGUUCCGGGUCAGCAUAAUAGAAGACGGACCGUCAGUCUCCCUGUGCAUCUUGUCGGAUCUUCAUACUUACAAACCUUGGAAGGAAAAAAAAAGUGUAACAGAAUGACGGAUUUAUGCUUGAAGCCUUCAAAUUCAAUCAUCGAUUCUAUUUCAACUUUCGGUCAAAAGAAAAUCAUCAGUAGGAAGACGUUGGUUUUGGGAGAUGAAUCAAUUGGAAAAACCUCAUUACUGCACGUUUAUGCAAGGGAUCAUUUCCCACAGGUUUUUGAGCCUACUGUCGUCGAGAAUCAUACAAUAGAUGUUUUGGUGGGCGAUCAAGUUGUUGAGCUAUCUCUAUGGGACAAUGUUGAUUUGUCAGGACAAGAUGAAAUUGGAAAAGCGGGACCUUCAUCUUAUGCCAACGUACAUGUGAUCUUGUUAUGCUUCUCCGUAGACAAACCGAAUUCGCUCACAAGUACAGAAAAUAAGUGGCUAGAUCAAAUAAUUGAGCGAUGCCCUGGUGUUAAGAUAUGCUUGGCUGCAUUAAAAUGUGAUCUACGAGAUGACCCCGAAACACGAGCUCAUUUGGCAAAACAAAAUCAAAGGCCCGUCGAUUACGAAGAAGGUCUCGCAACCGCAAGGAGGAUCAGAGCCUCUCGAUACCUAGAAUGCUCCGCCAGACAGAACCGCGGAGUCUCCGAAGCCUUUCUGGAAGUUGCUAAAGUUUCCAUUAGCACGAAGUCCACUUCAGUUUACAAUCUGAUCAGACCCGGCUAUCGGUAUUUCAAGAGGGACAGAAGUUCGUCUCGUUCUUGUCUGAUUACUUGAAGCAGCUCUGGCUUUGUAUCUCACCUGUGCAUGAAAGUACAUCGUUCCAUGAAAAAUAUUUUUUUUUAAAAAAACUUGCUUAUUUUGUUCAUCAAUUGUCAUCAAGCAUCCGUUUUAAUUCAAGUGCGUUAUUUUUCUUCGAAUUCUGAAUCACUCUGUCAGAUCCAAGAACGGACAAGUACAUUCAAAUAUAAUACGUGCAGUGUAUUUAUUGUGGACCUCCCUUAUUGUUGAAAAAAAUCAUGCUCCCUGUUCUAGCUCUAAUUGUAUGUGUUACAAACGCGGGCAUGUACGUUUUUUGGUGAGACUAAAACCAAUUUGUAGCACUAUCACUCUGACUCCUUUGAAAUUAUCAGCUUUAUCAUCUUUGUUUGCAUGCCA
Molecule: messenger RNA, 1895 nt
Organism: Puccinia graminis f. sp. tritici CRL 75-36-700-3
Lineage: Eukaryota; Fungi; Basidiomycota; Pucciniomycetes; Pucciniales; Pucciniaceae
Exons: 9
Coding region: 810-1514 (234 amino acids)
Biological process (GO): small GTPase-mediated signal transduction
Molecular function (GO): GTPase activity; GTP binding
Source: RefSeq, a predicted model, not a curated record